UAGGGAAAAAAACACAUACAAAGGCAGACUACUUCAAGUCAAUGGUCUACGUAUGGGUAUGAUGAAUUUUUAGGGCCUAUUUAUUUAUAGCUUUAACACAACUUCAGUUGUCCUCUCCGUCACGAAUACAAUGAAUUCACUGUUAUAAUCGCUGUGCUCGCUUUAAUUCACAUUAGAUCUACAUUGGCAGUUUAUCAGAUUGAUGGGUGCAUUCGAUUGAUGUGUUUGUCAUGUAAAUACGAAUCGUUUGAUGGACACCUGCAACGCCCAGAGUGCUACCGCAGGUCGCACACCAUUGGUGCAAAAUUAGUCACAUGAUCUGUCACUUAACUGAUAUGAGCUCGGAUAGAACUUUGUGUGGUUUGACGUACUGCUUCGAGGUUGUAGGGGCACUGGGACCACACAUCGGCGUAUAUUGACCCUGCUUAAUCAAUUUUGCUUGGUCAGUCAACAAUGAAUUCCUACUUAGAUUAUACGAUUUAUAACCGUGGUGCUAACACUUACAGUUCGAAGGUUGGAUGUUUUUCUAUGGAACAAGAAUACUUGCCAAGUGCUUGUGCAAGUAGUAGUACAAAUAGUUACAUUCCCGAGGGACGGCCAGUCGGAGGAAACACUUUUACACCAGCAUCGCAUGAAACUCAUGGCACAACUUAUGCACAACAGCCAUACCACAUCAAUAUGGAUAUGGGGAAAACUGGACACACCAAUUUCUGCAAGCAAACCCGACCUCCUCUCUCGGACUAUGGACAUCAGCACGUUCUCACUCAAACAGAUGACCACAUGCGCCUUCAGUCCCCUGCUUUUUCUGUCGUGAAUAUGGGAUCCAACAUUGGAACUUACAGUGACUCGAACUGCAGGCCUGGCUCGGUCUCUGCAAGCCAUUAUCAGUCAUUUCCUUACGGAGAACUCGAACCGCACGGCUAUGGCUCGUUCAGCAAGUACCAGGUCUCCCCUGACAGUGACAGCGAUUCCAAGACGAACAUCACACAAGCGCCAACGUUUGACUGGAUGAAAGUCAAGAGGAACCCCCCUAAAACAGUCGCCGAAUAUGGGAUCCACGGCCAGCAGAACAUAAUACGCACCAAUUUUACCACCAAGCAGCUCACCGAACUUGAGAAGGAGUUUCACUUCAACAAGUACCUGACCAGGGCUCGCAGAGUGGAGGUGGCCGCAACCCUCGAACUGAACGAAACGCAGGUUAAAAUUUGGUUUCAGAAUCGCAGAAUGAAACAAAAGAAGCGCGAGAAGGAAGGAACAGUCCCAAUAAUUAAACGAGCGACCCUUUGCUCUUCUGGUCAAAGCGCAGACAACUCAAACAGCUCAUCCCCCGGUGCUUCGCCUACCUCAGACACUUCCACUACUAUUUGAUUCUUACGUGCAGUUGUGGCAAACGAACUUCUGUUUCAUCACUGUGCUGUGGAGAACUACCUAACUUAUUCUGCUGUCCUAGACACAGCAUUGUGCUAGUGUGUGCAAGUGUGUUUUAAAGUAAUCAAUUUGGCUGCAUUAGAGCUACUGAAUUCAUGGUUUAACAGGGUAUAUGCUUAAUAGUAAAAAGCAAGACUUUUAAAUGUUAUUUUUUUUCUGCCAUUGGUUGAUAUCUUAUGUUGCACUACAGAUUCAUUCCUCUGUUGAAAGAGAAAAAAAAACUGUUGAAAACACUGACAUGUUCAUGUAUUUAGAAAACAACCUGGCCUGUGACAUUGUGAUAAAUAAAUAUUUUAUUUUUCUGAAAUAUGUUUGAUUUCUAAUUACAUCCGAUUUAAAUCAAUUUAUUGAUUUUCUUUUAAUUAAAAGGCUUUUCAUGAUGU
Molecule: messenger RNA, 1811 nt
Organism: Rhinichthys klamathensis goyatoka
Lineage: Eukaryota; Metazoa; Chordata; Actinopteri; Cypriniformes; Leuciscidae
Gene: hoxb1b
Product: homeobox B1b
Exons: 2
Coding region: 454-1368 (304 amino acids)
Biological process (GO): regulation of transcription by RNA polymerase II
Cellular component (GO): nucleus
Molecular function (GO): DNA-binding transcription factor activity, RNA polymerase II-specific; RNA polymerase II cis-regulatory region sequence-specific DNA binding
Source: RefSeq, a predicted model, not a curated record